AAAAAAAUCUUUCAACUUAAAUCUCCGUAAAUGCGCAUGCGCCAUUGACCGGGCUUCGGGUCGCGCUCUUGCCUGCGUCAUCAGAUUGCGCCUCUAAACUGUCAAUAGCCGACCUUCUCCGCGGCCUCGUCGCUCGACCUGGAGCCAGACGAGGACCUUGAAUGUUUUUCAGUAGCGGUAUUUGAUUUUCUGCAUUUCUUUAAUUGUAAAGACACGCAGCCAUGCCCACAACGCUGGACUAUCCCACGCAGCAGGAGCUGAAGGUGGAUGAGAUCAAUGUGUCAUCUGCGGUGCUGAAGGCUGCUGCCCACCAUUUUGGCUCUCAGUGUGACAAACCCAACAAGGAGUUCAUGCUCUGCCGCUGGGAGGAGAAGGACCCCAGAAAGUGUCUAGAAGAAGGGAGGAAAGUCAACGAGUGUGCACUCAACUUCUUCAGGCAAAUCAAGGGAAACUGUGCCGAGUCCUUCACAGAGUACUGGACCUGUCUGGAUUAUUCAAACAUGCUUGAACUCCGCCGAUGCCGUACGAAGCAACAAGCCUUCGAUAGCUGCGUCCUUGAUAAGCUGGGGUGGCAGAGACCUGAUCUGGGAGACCUGUCUAAGGUGACCAAAGUGGCGACCUCGAGGCCCAUCCCUGAGAACCCCUACCAUUCUAGACCACGCCCUGAGCCCAACCCAACCACCGAGGAUAAACUGGAGCCUGCCAAACAUGGCAGCAGGUUAUUCUUCUGGACCUGGUGAGGUAGCUCGGUCAACUUCCAAAGCCAUGGGCUCUGUCCAAAAACAUCUUGAUUACGUGUGGCCAUUGAUGCAUCAACAAUACUUCCUUCUUUUAAAUGUGUAUGGUCUGCGGGUUGGUUUUGGACAGGACUCAUGUCCUAACAGUCUCUUCAUCAGCUGUACCUCCAGCACAGUCAAACACUUUGAUAAUGGAAGGAAGGAUGGAUGAUUGUGUGAACAAAGUCCAUGAAUCCAUACGGCUUUCCUGACCACUUCUGUAAAUGUAAUGAGUGAACAAAUGCAACAUGCUGUUAUUGUUGUUGUCAAAUAAUAAAAAAAGAUAAAUUAUA
Messenger RNA from Centropristis striata (black sea bass), 1069 nucleotides. RefSeq names its product NADH:ubiquinone oxidoreductase subunit A8 (gene ndufa8). The coding region runs from base 222 to 740 and encodes 172 amino acids. Lineage: Eukaryota; Metazoa; Chordata; Actinopteri; Perciformes; Serranidae. Gene Ontology annotation, biological process: mitochondrial electron transport, NADH to ubiquinone. The record is from RefSeq and is a predicted model, not a curated record. The transcript has 4 exons.